AUGACUAAACCUGUUGCAAGAACCCUAUUCCCAGGGUCACACGAGUGGCCUGGAGAGUGCGUGCAGGACUUUUGCCUCACUGCACUUCCUAGAUGCCAAGAGGAAAUAUCACCGCGGGCAGAAGGUGGGAGAGCCAUCAAAAGGAUAUCACAGCUCAUUUUGGUGGAAGGUUUUCCAUGUCGCUUCGCGUACGUCUCCGGGAGAGCGCAGAUCGCACCCGGGGGCGGAGAGGAGGGGUGGGAGUGGGCGGAGGAGGAGGCCGGCGGGGCGGGGCCGGCGGGAUGGGGCGGGGCUGGAUGGGGCGCGCGCGUGAGCGUGCGCGCGCGCGCCCGGCAGCUGCAGGUCCGAGGCCGGACGGUAGAGGCCUCCCUUCUGAGGCGGCGGCGCGGCCGCAAGCGGCUAGGAUUCCGCUCUCCAACCCGCGCGUCCUUCCCGACGAGGUCCCUGUGCGGCCCGAACCCGGUGUCAGCUGUCUCCAGUCCUGAGGUCAUCACUCAUCAAGAGGGGAUAAUCCCAAGGACAGCAGGACCUGCUUCGUCACUUGGAUUUAGGAGUGACAAACCCAUCAGGCAACUAAACCGUAACAAUGACCCACCAUUAAACACACUGAGAGAAGAGCAUGAUGAGGAGAUUGUAGAGAAGAAUCCUGGAGCUCUUGCUGACAGCACCAAUGGAGACGCUGACCACUGUGAGCUCUGCCCAUUGAACUGCAGUUCAAUGCAGUUCAAAAUCUCCCCCUCCCGAGAGAUGCUCGGAUGCAGGCACAAUAUCAGUUCAGACCUAUAUGUGGACUCAGAGUGGAAAGAAUUUGGACUGUGAGGUAAACAGACCUGGUCUGAACUGUUAUUCUGCCACUUCCAUGUAAUACGUUUUUGGCAACAUUAAAAAAAAAAAAUCUG
Messenger RNA from Neogale vison (American mink), 899 nucleotides. RefSeq lists its product as uncharacterized. Bases 1 to 819 code for a protein of 272 amino acids. The transcript is spliced from 4 exons. The record is from RefSeq and is a predicted model, not a curated record. Lineage: Eukaryota; Metazoa; Chordata; Mammalia; Carnivora; Mustelidae.